Echinops telfairi (small Madagascar hedgehog) is the source of this 1821-nucleotide messenger RNA. RefSeq names its product transmembrane protein adipocyte associated 1 (gene TPRA1). Gene Ontology annotation, molecular function: G protein-coupled receptor activity. Gene Ontology annotation, biological process: G protein-coupled receptor signaling pathway. Bases 266 to 1390 code for a protein of 374 amino acids. NCBI's taxonomy places the organism in Eukaryota, Metazoa, Chordata, Mammalia, Afrosoricida, Tenrecidae. Gene Ontology annotation, cellular component: plasma membrane. The record is from RefSeq and is a predicted model, not a curated record. The transcript is spliced from 11 exons.
AAGUCGGUGCUGCUGCCGCUGCGAAGAGUUGCCCGGUGUCAGCGUCGCGAGGGCCCGCGGGCCUGGAGCGCUCUCCGACCGGCGGCUCCCGGGUCCAUCCCUCAAGUUUCCUAAAGCCAACCUGCCUCCCCCGGCUACUGGGCGACGCUCCCUGGCCCGGAGCAGGCCCGGGCGCUAGCGGCGGUCCCGGCGCGGGCCCCUUCUGCACGUCAGCGGCUGCGCAUGGGUGGCCCGGCCCGGCCCCUCAGGGCUGGCUGCUGGCGCGAUGGACACACCGGAGCAGAGGAUUUGGGCCAAUGGCAGCACCACACUGCCCCCACCCCUGGCGCCGAACAUCAGCGUGCCACACCACUGCCUGCUGCUGCUCUAUGAAGACAUCGGGACCUCGAGGGUCCGGUACUGGGACCUGCUGCUGCUCAUCCCCAACGUGCUCUUCUUCAUCUUCCUGCUCUGGAAGCUUCCCUUCGCCCGGGCCAAGAUCCGCGUCUCCUCCAGCCCCAUUUUCAUCACCUUCUAUAUCCUGGUGUUUGUGGUGGCCCUGGUGGGCAUUGCUCGGGCUGUGGUGUCCAUGACAGUCAGCACCUCCAAUGCGGCCACUGUUGCUGACAAGAUCCUGUGGGAGAUUACCCGCUUCUUCCUGUUGGCCAUCGAGCUGAGUGUGGUCAUCCUGGGCCUGGCCUUUGGCCACCUGGAGAGCAAGUCAAGCAUCAAGCGUGUGCUGGCCAUCACCACAGUGCUGUCCCUCGCCUACUCUGUCACCCAGGGCACCCUGGAGAUCCUGUACCCUGAUGCUCACCUCUCCGCUGAGGACUUCAACAUCUAUGGGCAUGGGGGCCGCCAGUUCUGGCUGGUCAGCUCAUGCUUCUUCUUCCUGGUCUACUCUCUGGUGGUCAUCCUCCCCAAGACCCCGCUGAAGGACCGCAUCUCCCUGCCUUCUCGGAGGAGCUUCUACGUGUAUGCGGGCAUCCUGGCGCUGCUCAACCUGGUGCAGGGGCUGGGGAGCGCGCUGCUCUGCGCGGACAUCAUCGAGGGGCUCUGCUGUGUGGACGCCACCACCUUCCUGUACUUCAGCUUGUUUGCGCCUCUCAUCUACGUGGCCUUCCUCCGCGGCUUCUUUGGCUCAGAGCCCAAGAUCCUCUUCUCCUACAAAUGCCAAGUGGACGAGACGGAGGAGCCAGAUAUGCACCUGCCCCAGCCCUACGCGGUGGCCCGCCGGGAGGGCCUGGAGGCGGUGGGAGCCGCAGGGGCCUCUACCGCCAGCUACUCAAGCACACAAUUUGACUCGGCGGCGGGGGGCGUCGCCUACCUGGACGACAUUGCCUCCAUGCCGUGCCACCCGGGCAGUAUUAACAGCACGGACAGUGAGCACUGGAAGGCUCUCAAUGCCUGAGGCCCAGGGUCUGCAAGGGCCUCUGUGGACACCCAGGAGCGGAGUCCAGGAUGGAAGAGGACAAGGCCACUACCUUCUGUGGUGGGCACCCUGUGCCAGCCCCCUCCUCCCUGGUUUGGAGGCCCUUUUCUGCCCUUCUGGCCCCCUGCUCCCUCUGACCGCCUGUCUCUGCUCUGUGUGGGACCAUCUUCCCUCCCCUUACGUGCCCUCACCUACCUAGCUCAGCAGGUGGCCCCAGACAUGGAUUCCUCUGGGCCAGGCCUGGUUUAGCUGGCUGAGGGCCCCCAGACUGGGCCAACCCUCAUGACCCUCCUCCCUGUCCCUCCGGGCUCUGCUUACUCUGAGCCACUGUGGCCCCGGGCUGAAUGGCUGACUGCAUAUAUUUUCUUGAUCUAUUUUGUAAUAAAAAGGCAAAAGGACAGAAGGUGGCA